UUUAAGCGGCCCCUUGGCUGAUAGUGGCCCCGCCAUGGCUUGGAAGCGCGUCUUCCUGCUGCACCGGGUGGCCCAACGCUUCGCCGCCUUCUCCAAGGCGCCGGGGGCCCGAGAGCAGACCACCGCGAGCCCGGGAACCGCGCAGGGAUGCGGAGCAGCGGAGGCUGUGCGGCCGCCGGUGCCGGCCGUGGACUUCGGCAACACGCAGGAGGCGUACCGCAGCCGGCGGAGCUGGGAGCUGGCGCGCAACCUGUUGGUGCUGCGCCUGUGUGCGUCGCCGGUGCUGCUGGCUCACCAUGAGCAGCUGCUCCAUUUUGCCAGGAAGCUUCUGGGGCAGUGGAUGUUCGACAAGCUGAUGAAGAUGACCUUUUAUGGGCAUUUUGUGGCAGGCGAGGACCAGGAAUCCAUCUGGCCUCUGAUCCGGCACAACAAAACCUUUGGUGUUGGCUCUAUCCUAGACUACGGAAUGGAGGAAGACCUGAGCCCUGAGGAGGCAGAGCACAAAGAGAUGGAGUCAUGCACCUCUGAAGCAGAGAGGGAUGGCAGUGGCACAAAUAAAAGGGAGAAGCAAUAUCAGGUUCACCCAGCCUUUGGAGACCGCAGAGAUGGUGUCAUCAGUGCCCGUACCUAUUUCUAUGCCAAUGAAGCCAAAUGUGACAACUACAUGGAGACCUUACUGCGCUGCAUCCAGGCUUCAGGUGGAGCCAGUGACGCUGGCUUCGCAGCCAUUAAGCUCACUGCACUGGGGAGACCGCAGUUUCUGCUGCAGUUCUCAGACGUGCUGACCAGGUGGAGACGGUUCUUUCAUCAAAUGGCUGCAGAGCAGGGGCAGGCUGGACGUGCUGCUGUGGACACAAAGCUAGAGGUGGUGGUACUGCAGGAAAGCAUCGCGAAGAUGGGCAUCGCAUCCAAGGCUGAGAUUGAGCAGUGGUUUACUCUGGAGACAUUGGGAGGGUCUGGAACUGUGGACCUUCUGGACUGGAACAGCCUCAUUGAUAGCAGGACCCAGCUCUCCAGGCACCUGGUGGUCCCCAAUGUACAGACAGGACAGCUGGAGCCUGUGCUGUCACGGUUCACUGAGGAAGAGGAGCAGCAGAUGACAAGGAUGCUGCAAAGGAUGGAUGUACUAGCCAAGAAAGCUAGAGAGGUGGGUGUCCGGCUGAUGAUAGAUGCUGAGCAGAGCUACUUCCAGCCCGCCAUAAGUCGCUUGACCCUGGAAAUGCAGCGCAGGUUCAAUGUGGACAAGCCACUCAUCUUUAACACGUUCCAGUGCUACCUCAAGGAUGCCUAUGACAAUGUGACCAUGGAUGUGGAGCUGGCUUGCCGUGAAGGCUGGUGUUUUGGGGCCAAACUGGUACGUGGUGCAUACAUGGCCCAAGAGCGUGCCCGGGCGGUGGAGAUUGGCUACGAGGACCCUGUGAACCUUACAUAUGAGGCCACCAAUGCCAUGUACCACAGGUGCCUGAACUAUGUCCUGGAGGAGCUCAAGCACACCACCAAGGCAGAAGUGAUGGUGGCCUCCCACAAUGAGGACACAGUGCGCUUUACACUGCGCAGGAUGGAAGAGCUAGGCCUGCAUCCUGCUGAUGGCCAGGUGUCCUUCGGGCAGCUGCUGGGCAUGUGUGACCAAAUUAGCUUUCCACUAGGCCAGGCAGGCUUUCCUGUGUACAAGUACGUACCCUAUGGCCCUGUGAUGGAGGUGCUGCCCUACCUGUCCCGCCGUGCCCUGGAGAACAGCAGCAUCAUGAAGGGCGCUCAGCGAGAGAGGAAGCUGCUAUGGCAGGAGCUGCGCCGGCGGCUGUGCACUGGUAGCCUCCUCCACCACCCGGUCUAGCACCCAGUGCAGGGCCCAUGCCUAUACCACUCAACCUGUUACCUUGCAGGGCCUUAGGCAGGGCAGGACUUUGGGUGGGGCUGUGUUCCUCAGUCAGUGCAACAGCCCAACCCACCCUUACAGGGUUCACCUUUUUAUACCCAAGCCUUUGAGGUACUGAGGUGGUGGCCACCUUUUGGGACUCCCAGUCCCCCCAGGAGCAGGUGCUCAGAUGUGGGCUUAGCCAGAGCCUCUUGAACUGUCCUAAUGAAUGGGCACUGACUAUCUCAGCAGGACCCAUAGCCCUAGUCCAGUAGGACCAGCUUCUACCAGGGUCUAGUCCAUCCCCCCAAAUCCCAACAGUGGGCAAAGCACAGGCUGAGAAGGCUGCUUGGUCAAUAAAUCAUUAUUCUGUAGCCGA
Molecule: messenger RNA, 2234 nt
Organism: Nannospalax galili (Upper Galilee mountains blind mole rat)
Lineage: Eukaryota; Metazoa; Chordata; Mammalia; Rodentia; Spalacidae
Gene: Prodh
Product: proline dehydrogenase 1
Exons: 14
Coding region: 35-1834 (599 amino acids)
Cellular component (GO): mitochondrion
Molecular function (GO): FAD binding; proline dehydrogenase activity
Source: RefSeq, a predicted model, not a curated record